This is a messenger RNA of Teleopsis dalmanni, 2950 nucleotides long. RefSeq lists its product as uncharacterized. The record is from RefSeq and is a predicted model, not a curated record. Bases 803 to 2470 code for a protein of 555 amino acids. NCBI's taxonomy places the organism in Eukaryota, Metazoa, Arthropoda, Insecta, Diptera, Diopsidae. The transcript is spliced from 7 exons. Gene Ontology annotation, molecular function: zinc ion binding.
AGUUAUAAUUGCGAACGAAGUGAAAGAAGAAUAGUAAGUGAGUAGUGGCGAAAAGUGCAAGAGUAGAUGGUGUGAAAAUCGACUUCAAACAAAUAAAAAUGUGAAAAUAUUAAAACUAAUAGUUUCUCUGCGGAAAUACGAUGUUAAAAAUUGCUUUGCAUAUAAAAUUGUUUAUAUUAAUUACAAAGUGAUUAACAAAAAUGCAUGUUUCUAUCGCAAAGGAAAACUAAUAUGUGAAAAUACAUGAAUGUCAAUUAGAAUUUUAUUUAAUAAAAUAAGUAAAUAAAGAGAAGUAAAAAUAAAUAAAAUAAACAUAGCAUAAAAAGUAUAACAUAAAAGGUCAUCGCUCAAAAAGUGAUCAAAAAUAUAUUUUAAAUAUAAAACAAAUAAACAGUUUUGUGUAGCCUUACGUCAAUUAUUUGCAUUAACCCUUUUUUAUGUUGUUUACUACAGUUUGAGAAAGAUUAAAACUAUUGCUGCACUUCCAUACGCUCAUCUCCUGAUGUACCCAGCACUAAGAAAAAAUGUAGAGCAGAUCUGAUCUCCAUUGUCGCUUAUGUUUCUUAGCCAAAGUCUCAUCGUUCGUAUCUUGCACUGGAAAUAAAUAAAUUGAGUUAAAUUGACUGCGUGUGAUAGACACGCGCACUUGACUAAAAUUGCAAAUUUAUGCAAUAAUCUGCAAAAAGAUAGUAAACAGAAUUCAAAACCGAUUUGCAUACGAAAAUAAAAGAAAAUCACUACUUUUGUGUGCUUGUCGAGACACAAAACAGCAAAAUAUUUUACAUCUUUACUUUUACGUAGAAUGCUACCCAGCUUCCAUACUUUAAUGAGGUGCUCUUCGAGCGUUUUACAAUCCACAACAGGAUCCAUGACUGGUGGCGUACCAGUGCCUUUCAACAGUAACAUAAAUGAUGAUCCCAACACAGCUACUUGCUCAGGUCGAGGCGAUUGCCUCAAUGGCACCUGCCUAUGCGAAAUACGUUACUCAGGCGAUGAGUGUAGUGGUUUCAAUUUCCCAUAUUACGUAGGCAUAUCGGGCGUUUUUUAUUUAGUCGCUCUCGUAUCUGUUAUUCAAUUAUUAAUAUGCAUCGUAGCCGAAUAUCAGCGUCUAAAGCAACCAUCUGUGCUGCGGGCGUGUCGUUUGACUACGCAAAAAGUUUUAUAUUUUAUGGUGUUCGUGGCGGCGUCCUUGCGUGGGGCAUAUUUUACAACGCCGCUUGAUCUACAGCCACAAUGGGCGGUAACAUUAAUGUCUGCAUAUUAUCCACUUUUAAUGACUUGUGCGUCGCUGAUCGUUUGCAUGUGGGCAGAAAUAUUCCAUUUGCGUGAUAUACGUUGGGAAAAGUCGCAGUUUUUGUCAAAGAGCUUUCUUGGCUUUAUAGCAUUUAAUUUCUUUUUGUAUAGUUUGUUUGGUGUUGAGGUUUUCUCAUCACUAAUCAAUGCUGAACGCCAAACAUAUGCACACAUUUUUAAUGGUUGUUACGCUGUACUCCUUCUCAUAGUUGUCAUUUUCUUCCUGAUAUAUGGAGUGGAGGUAUUCUUUAAAAUACGUGGAGGUUUUGUGUACGAUCAAACGGGCAAAAUUCUUGGUCCAAGUGAAGCGAUUGUAAAUGCAUCACAGCUACAUCAAUCGCGUUUUGGACUGCUAAGCCAAGCAAUUAUGCUUAUAGUUAUUGUUGGAUUCCUAACCUCUGAAACUUUGGGUGAUUUUUGGAAAACAAAAGUUCCUGUCUAUUCCCGUAAUUGGCAUGAUAUUGUCUUUCGUAUUGUUGAAAUAGGAGUUGCUGUUUGGUUUCCUUGUUGUUUGUGGAAUUCUAUGGCACCGGAGCAGUUAUGGAUAUUAAAUCCACGUAAAUUAUUGUCAAGACAAAUCGAUCCAUCAAUACCCACUUUAUCAGCCGAUAGCAAAACUCUUUCACCUGAAGAAGGGCAAUCGUUUUUAGCGAAAAAAGACUGUUGGAUUUGUUACGAUAAUGAUAAACCAGAACCACUGAUUCAACCCUGCCGAUGCACUGGUGAUGUUAGUUCCGUACAUCACGAAUGCCUAAAACGUUGGCUUGUGGAAAGUUGUAGUACUAGUGAUGCACAAUUAUCUUGUAAAGUCUGUGGUUUUCCAUACGAAAUUGAGAAAACUAAAAAACUUGACUGGGAAAAGGGCUUUACGAUACAACAUUGGUCGAAAACUGUAAUACUUAUAACGCUUAUGUGCAUUGCCGGCGCUAGUGCAUGGGUCGUUAUUCAAUUAUAUGUCGAUCCAUUAGUAAGAGUAUUAACAGUUGGUGUAGCCGUACUUGUUGGAUAUGUUUGUAUUAAAUGCCUUGGUGAAAAUACCGUAGUUGCAUAUCAACGAGCCAAAGUCAGUUCCAUAAAUAUUGUCACAAAAACAGAAAUGGAAAAGUUACAUACGAUAUGUGAGGAUGUUGGUACCCGAACAAGCUCAACAGCUGGCACAAGCCAUUCACAACAAUGAUUAGCGUAAUUUUAUUGGAUUCACAAGAGUACAUAAGAAGCCAUCGGUAGAAAAUUAGCGUGACCAUAAUGGUUCGUAUAAUUGCCUCUUACACUUUUUUUGAGUGAGAUACAACCAACUUCAUUGACACAAUUGCUUCCAGCACCACCGAAUACGAGCGUUAAUAUUUGUAAUUUGUGCAUCAAUUCUUCGAUUUUGUACCCGAUGCUGUGGUGAUCGUAUCAACGUCUCUGCCACGAAUAAUAUUGCAAAGGAAAUUUAAAUUUAUUAAUUUAUUAAUAUACGUAUUUCAUAAUUGCUAUCAUAUUGUUUUAAUUACUUUCAAUUAUAUUUAUUAUUAUUAAAUAUGGACUGCAUAUAUACAGAUAUAAUACGUACAUGUAAGCAAUUACUGACAUUGGCAAAAGUAUUUACGCAUUCAAAUGUUGUAUGUAGUUUAAAUUAAUUUAAAAAUAUAUGAUCGGCUUAUUUGUUUAUUUG